AUGUCCUUCGCAGACUUUAACCGCCUACCAGCUACAAAAGCAGGAGCCGCGUCUCCGUUCCAAACCCUAGUCCAAAGUCUGUCUUCCUCAAUCUUCCGCAUAAACUCAAACAUUGCGACAACAACCCGCCUCCUCACAUCCCUCGGAACACCCAAAGACUCACCCGCUCUCCGUGAGCGGCUACGCAAACUCCUCGAUGGAAUGCGUGAAGAAUGCCGGGGGCUCGGAGAGGGGGUCAAAGAAUUGAGAGGGUUCGAAGAAGGAGUGGGCGAGCAAGAGCGGUUCACGGCACAGAAGUUAGCGAGGGAGGCACAAGCGGUUUUGGGACAUGUACAGGCUACGCAACGGUUGGCGGCACAACGGGAACGCGAGAAUAUCUUACCACAUGUCAAACCACCCACCAUGGUUUCCGAUUUCACACCCUACACCGAUGACGAACUCGCCCAGCACGCCGCGGGCCAACAACUCGUCCAAACACAAGAACAAGCACCUGUGUUGGCGAACGAAGCCGAAGUCGCAUUUAAUGAGAGCCUCAUUGCGGCUAGGGAAGGCGAGAUAGCGCAAAUCGAAGAAGGCAUAACGGAGCUCAACGAGAUCUUCCGCGAUUUGGGAACGAUCGUGACGGAGCAGGGUGAUUUGUUGGAUAACAUUGAGAGUAAUGUGCAGAAUGUUGUUGUGAGCACGCGGGGGGCGAGUAGGGAGUUGGUGGAGGCGGAGAGGUAUCAGAGGGGCGCGCGAAGGAGGGGGUGUUUUUUGAUGGUUAUUUUCGUUGUUAUCUUGACUGUGGUACUGCUGGCUGUGUUGUCGUGA
Messenger RNA from Saitoella complicata NRRL Y-17804, 810 nucleotides. RefSeq names its product t-SNARE. Gene Ontology annotation, molecular function: SNARE binding; SNAP receptor activity. Gene Ontology annotation, cellular component: membrane; endomembrane system; SNARE complex. Bases 1 to 810 code for a protein of 269 amino acids. The record is from RefSeq and is a predicted model, not a curated record. The transcript has a single exon. Gene Ontology annotation, biological process: vesicle fusion; Golgi to vacuole transport; intracellular protein transport. NCBI's taxonomy places the organism in Eukaryota, Fungi, Ascomycota, Saitoellomycetes, Saitoellales, Saitoellaceae.